AUGAACCACGCACUAAGACGCGCGACGCUGCGCCUUUCUCCAGCUCUGCGCACGCGACUGCCAACCCAAACAUUCUCUCCAGCCUUUUGCAGAUGCGAAACACUCCAGAAACCCUUCACACGAACAUUCACAACAUCAAAAUACACCCAGCAGGAGCAAGCCGCUAGAGAUGAAGACUUGAGCGACAGAGCACAAAAGAGACAAGUGCGCAAAGUUACCUCUGGCACGAGCGCUCAAACGCUGGAAAACGACCGGCCAUGGCAUCGAAUGGACAGUCAAGCCGAGACGGGGGCUGGUGAAGAAGAUCUUCCCAAGAAGGAGGAUAUGACCAAGGGCCGGCUCCUAACGACACCGACUCGGCUCCUUAAACUGAUCCUACCGAUGCCCUUCCACCCCGAGCAAGAACAUGUCAAUAGACCAGUGGGUGGUGAAGAUGUAAAGGACGCGGACGAUACGGUUGAGCCAUUAGCGCUGCUUGUUCACCCUCAACAACCCUUGUCCUACCUGGAGCGACUCAUUCAGGCCGAGAUUCCCCCAGUACAGUACAAGGGCCGCGAGAAACUUCCCGACAUCGUCUUCCGUGCCGAAGCGGAUCAAGAAGAGCAACACGGAAAAAAGGAUGACAACAAGAAUGGGGCCAAUGUUGCCUCUUACUCUGGUCUUGGCCAUGAAGGUCCUUCUCGCAAGGAGGCCAACUGGGUGCGCUGGAGCGGCAGCACCGAGGUCGGCGACUUUAUUCGAGACGCAGCCAGAGGACGUGAGUUUGCCAUUGACAUUGAGGGCUACAGCAACGAGCUUCGAGUUGCCGUUCCCAGCUUCAGAGACCGCACAUACUACAUGCGCAUGCGAUUAAGGCGCAUGUCUCGCGACAUUGAUACCAUGGCCAAGGUCAAGAAUGAAUGCGAUGCGCUCGCCCAUCAAGGAGCCCACAGGCUCGCGCAGGGAGGAUUUGCGGCUCUGGCUGGAUGGUGGGGGGUCGUGUACUAUGUUACAUUCCACACGCAAUGGGGAUGGGAUUUGGUGGAGCCCGUGACAUAUCUCGCGGGACUGUCGACCAUCAUGGGCGGUUACUUAUGGUUCCUCUACAUCAGCAAGGAUCUCAGCUACAAGGCCGCUAUGAGGGUGACAGUGUCGAAGCGUCAGACGGCUCUGUACCAGGAGCGUGGCUUCAACCAGCAAAGGUGGGAACAGGUGGUGCACGAGGCCAACACUCUGCGGAAUGAGAUCAAGGUGGUGGCGAGCGAAUACGACGUUGAUUGGGACGAGAACAAGGACCUUGGUGGUGAGGAAGUGAAGAAGGUGCUUGAGGAGGAGGAGAAGGCGACGAGGAAGCGCCAAAAGAGGUCAAGAAGAAGCAGUAAGAGGGUGUUGAGCGCUUAG
Molecule: messenger RNA, 1380 nt
Organism: Fusarium vanettenii 77-13-4
Lineage: Eukaryota; Fungi; Ascomycota; Sordariomycetes; Hypocreales; Nectriaceae
Exons: 3
Coding region: 1-1380 (459 amino acids)
Biological process (GO): mitochondrial calcium ion homeostasis; calcium import into the mitochondrion
Cellular component (GO): mitochondrial inner membrane; uniplex complex
Molecular function (GO): uniporter activity; calcium channel activity
Source: RefSeq, a predicted model, not a curated record